UAUACCACAAAACUUAAGGGACAUUUGAAUUCAUUAUGUAUGAUAUUUUGCUUAUUAUUUUUAAGGAGACUGCUGUAAUGCUGAAAACCUCAAGCCAUGUGUAAUCCAUGGGUGGCAUGGUUAGGAGUGCUGCCACUCCUUAUCCUAUUAACUCAGGCAGCCCUCAAACCAGCAAUACCUCCAGUGAUCAAGAACCAGCCUUUCAACAUUUUCUGGGCAGCCCCAACAAUGUAUUGUAUGCCUUUCUUCAAUGUGGAUAUAAAUCUUCAAGUAUUUAACAUUAUAUCGAAUCCUUUAGAGACUCAAAGUGGCUCAAAAAUUGCCAUAUUUUAUCCAAAUGAAUUAGGAUAUUACCCUUACUUCUCUCAAGAUGGAAAAUCCUUUAAUGGAGGAAUACCGCAGAACGUAAGCCUUUCUGAACAUCUUAGGAAAACUGCUGAUGACAUUGGAGAAGCUAUCCCUUGGUGGAGAUCAGAAGGACUUGCUGUUAUUGACUGGGAAAGUUGGAAACCCCAAUGGGAUAGAAAUCGGGGCAGCAGAAUCGUAUAUAAAAACCACUCUUUAGCCUUCACUAGAAACCACCAUCCUUAUUGGUCAGAAAUGAAAGUGGAAACAGUUGCCCAAGAGGAAUUUGAAAAUGCUGGAAGGAAUUUCAUGAACAUUACUCUCACACUGGCUUUAGAAAUGAGACCAAAAUGUUUAUGGGGCUUUUAUCUCUAUCCAGACUGCUACAAUUAUGAUUACAGAAUAAAUCCAGAGAUGUACACAGGUAACUGUCCAAAUGAUGAAAUUCUCCGCAAUGACCAACUCCUGUGGCUGUGGGAAAAAAGUGCAGCACUUUAUCCUUCAAUAUAUUUGGAUAAAAUAUUGAAGUCAAGUGUAAAUGCUUUGAAAUUUGUUCAUUAUCGAGUUAGAGAAGCCAUGAGGAUUGCGGAAAUGGCUAGACAUAAUUUUGUUUUGCCAGUUUUUAUUUUUUCCAGACCAUUUUAUUUGCAUAGUACUGAAGCUCUGUCACAGGAGGACUUAGUGCAUACAAUUGGCGAAAGUGCUGCAUUGGGGGCAGCAGGAGUAAUAUUGUGGGGAGGAUAUGAAUAUUCUGCUUCAAAGGAGAACUGCUUAUCUGUGCAACAAUCUAUCCAAGGGCCUUUGGGCCAUUAUGCUGUGAAUGUGACAUCUGCAGCUAAGUUCUGUAGUCAGAGUCUAUGUAACAGUCAUGGAAGAUGUAUUCGAAAAACACCUGAGUCCUCCUUCUAUCUGCAUAUGCCUGAAAGCAGUGGUAAGAAAUAUGUUCUAAAUAAGAGCUUCAGAUUCGUCAUUUCUAAAAACAGUAAGGAGAAGACAAUAACAGACAUGAAGAAUGGAUUUGUGUGUCACUGCUAUUACGGCUGGCAUGGACCAUCUUGUCAGGAUCACUCUUCAGAUCUCCUAAGAGAGAUGAAUAAGGCUCCUAAUAUUAACUUCGAUUUGUUAGUUUUUGUCAGUAUGGCUUUUUCUGUGAUUCUGCUAAAAGUUUUUUUAGCAGUUACUACAAUGCCAAUUUUUCCCGGAACUACUGAACAGUAGCAAAUGUUGAUAUUUUUUUUC
Messenger RNA from Sapajus apella (tufted capuchin), 1584 nucleotides. Its product is annotated as hyaluronidase-4-like. The coding region runs from base 97 to 1563 and encodes 488 amino acids. Gene Ontology annotation, molecular function: hyalurononglucosaminidase activity. The record is from RefSeq and is a predicted model, not a curated record. Gene Ontology annotation, biological process: carbohydrate metabolic process; hyaluronan catabolic process. Lineage: Eukaryota; Metazoa; Chordata; Mammalia; Primates; Cebidae. The transcript has 3 exons.